GAGCCAAAGAUAUGGGCGUUCCUCGUGGCCGGUUCGAGCGGUUUUUACAACUACCGUCACCAAGCGGAUAUCUGCCACGCGUACCACGUGCUGCAUAACCACGGAAUUCCCGACGAGCGUAUUGUUGUCAUGAUGAAAGACGACAUCGCCCACAACAAGAAGAACCCGACGCCCGGAGUAAUUAUCAACCACCCGCAAGGUCCUAACGUCUACAAAGGUGUUCCCAAAGACUACAGCGGAGAACUCGUAACAUCAAAGAAUUUUCUCGACAUUCUUCAAGGCAAGAAAGUUAAAGGCGGAAGUGGAAAAGUUAUCACUAGUGGACCCCACGACCAUAUUUUCAUCAACUUUGCUGGUCACGGUGCGCCAGGCUUUCUCGUCUUUCCAAAGGAUCUGCUGUUUGCUACAGAAUUCAAUAAAGUCAUCAAGAAGAUUCAUACAGACAAAAAAUUCGCAAACAUGGUCAUCUAUAUUGAAGCUUGCCAGUCUGGCUCAAUGUUCGAAGAUCAUCUGCCUGAUAACGUAAAUGUCUACGCUACGACGGCAGCGAACUCUGCCGAGUUUACGUGGGCUUGCUACCUCGACGAAAAGCGCCACACGUACCUUGGCGACUGCUACAGCGUCAACUGGAUGGAGGACGCCGACAAGGCAGACUUGCACAAGGAAACAGUCAUCGAACAAUACGAGGUGGUCAAGAAUGGGACUAGCAUGAGUCAUGUCCAGCAGUUUGGUGACAGCAGUGUUGGGGAGCUGACGUUGAAAAAUUUUCUGGGUUACAAGAAGCUCGAGGCAAUCAGGUACGCCACGGUGCCUCAAAAUCCAGUGCUUAGCCGUGACGUUCCUGUAACUAUUUUUCUUAAGCAGAUGGAGAUGACAAGGGACGGUGCAACAAAAAAAUAUUUAGCAAAAAAGCUGCAAGAAUUGAUUCGCGACAGGAAUUUUGUUGUGGAAAAGGUUACCAAUAUUACCAGCUUCGUGUCCACCGGAAACACUGAAAACGCUACUUUACUUCUGAGUGAUCAUCGCCAACUGAGGAACGUUAGUUGUUACGAACAGGUGGUGCGGCACUUUAAUGAGUAUUGCUUCUCACUUUCGCUCAACGCAUACGUCCUCAGUUACGCUCACGUGUUGGUCAACAUGUGCGAGUCUGGCUACGACUUCGACAGCGUCAGCCGCGCCAUGGACCUGGCGUGCACUCAUCCACCGGUAGUUGGCAUUGUUUGA
Dermacentor silvarum is the source of this 1224-nucleotide messenger RNA. RefSeq names its product legumain-like. Bases 130 to 1224 code for a protein of 364 amino acids. Gene Ontology annotation, biological process: vacuolar protein processing. NCBI's taxonomy places the organism in Eukaryota, Metazoa, Arthropoda, Arachnida, Ixodida, Ixodidae. The transcript has a single exon. Gene Ontology annotation, molecular function: cysteine-type endopeptidase activity. The record is from RefSeq and is a predicted model, not a curated record.